Messenger RNA from Galdieria sulphuraria, 813 nucleotides. RefSeq names its product zinc ion binding protein. Gene Ontology annotation, molecular function: DNA binding; zinc ion binding. NCBI's taxonomy places the organism in Eukaryota, Rhodophyta, Bangiophyceae, Galdieriales, Galdieriaceae. Gene Ontology annotation, cellular component: nucleolus. Gene Ontology annotation, biological process: negative regulation of transcription by RNA polymerase II; rRNA processing. The transcript has 2 exons. The coding region runs from base 97 to 789 and encodes 230 amino acids. The record is from RefSeq and is a predicted model, not a curated record.
UGAGAGAAAACUUGUCCGAGUAUAUUUGUAAAGUUAAAUUGGUUUCGGUUGUUCUAGUCGUGUCAUUAGUCGGUACUAAUCUUCGACGGCGUUCCUAUGGUGAGUUUUUGUUGUGACCAGUGCCAAGAAGUUGUAAAAAAACCCAAACUAGAAAAACAUUUUUUUAUUUGUAGAACACGCUCAGUCUCUUGUGUGGACUGUGGAACGACUUUUGAUCGAGCUAGUGCUACAUCCCACAUAACUUGUAUUACAGAAAAGGAGAAAUAUGAAAAGCAGCAAGUAUCUAAAGAACUCUUACAACGCUUAGAAGGAGACUCAAACCUUUAUUGCAAAACUUGUAACAUUUCUUUUAAUAGUGCACUUCAAGGGGAACAACACUAUCAAAGUAAGCGCCACAUAUCGGCAACAAAGAGACGAUUGGCAGACGAUAAUGCAACUACUGGCUUGAAUAGUGUCAGUGGUGAGAAGGAGAGUAAUGCUAUUCAAGAGACUUUUAUAACCAACUAUCAUCAAGGAACCAAUGGAACUGACAAAGUGAAGGCGUUGAAAACAGACAACCAGAGAGGUUCCGAUAAAAAACAGGCGAAAAGCUUUUCUCAGAAGAAAGUUGGUUUGAAGAAAGCCAUCAAGAAACUUGUCGUUUCAAAUGGAAUUCGUAUGAGUUGUUUACUAAAAAAAUUACAAAGACAGGGCUUUUCUUCAGUAGAUUUAGAAAGAAGAGUGCGCAGACGAAUUGAGAAAAGUAGAAAACUUUUCAUGAAUGGAAAAAGAGUAAAACUAAAAGAUUAGUUUAAUGAAAACUGUCCAUGUUCA